AUGCUGCGUGCGUCGCGGCUGGCAAAGGUCCUGACUGUUGCAUGCUGCACAUUGUGUGGAGGCAGGGUCAAUGUGUACGUGACAGCUGAUGAUCUCACCCUGGCCACAGAUGCCCAGACGAAAGCCGCCCAGGCGUGCCUCAAAGGCAGCAGCAUGACGAUAGAGGACCGUGCAGACGUGCGGGCGCAGUUGGAGGAGGCCGCUGCUGGCAACGUCCUGCUCGAAAUCAUGCGGGAGUCCAAGAGCCAAAGCGAGAUGACGGACUUGUUGGUGAGCAAGUUGCCGCCAGCAGUGGCCAGAACGGCAGUGCCCUUAGUGAUGUUUUUCGUUACUUUAGCCACCUAUAUGCUGAUCUGCUGCUGGACAGCGCUGCCCUGCUGCAAGUGCUGCCGCUGUUUCCAGAGGCAACGGAAGAUCGCCUUUGGUCUGAAAUUGGUCGUCUUGUUGUUGAGAUUGGCGGCAUGGUUAUGGCUCUUGUCAUCGUCAGCAGCCUUUCCACCCGCGGCUAUGACAAGGCCGUAG
Molecule: messenger RNA, 522 nt
Organism: Effrenium voratum
Lineage: Eukaryota; Dinophyceae; Suessiales; Symbiodiniaceae
Source: the annotation of a GenBank genome assembly